Molecule: messenger RNA, 1481 nt
Organism: Xenia sp. Carnegie-2017
Lineage: Eukaryota; Metazoa; Cnidaria; Anthozoa; Malacalcyonacea; Xeniidae
Exons: 8
Coding region: 174-1481 (435 amino acids)
Cellular component (GO): membrane
Source: RefSeq, a predicted model, not a curated record
GCAAUUUUAACAAAGGCUUCAAUGGUUGGAAAAGAAAUAGUCCGCUUAAAUGGAUCAUUGUUAAUUCUAGAAUUCAUCCAUUUAAAAAUCUGUCAGGACCGCCAGGUGUCCAAAAUGGCAUUGCGGUUGUAGACAACAAAAGUAUAUUCUACAAGAGGGGUCACACAGCACAAAUGUUAAGUUUUCCGAUACGUGGUCCUGUUUGCAUGAAAUUUUUCUUCUACCUGCACGGUAGAGAAACUGGUUUCUUGGAAAUCUUAAAAAAACGGCAGUCUUCGUCUGCAAAGGUCAUUUGGAGCCGAUAUGGAAAUCAUGGUCGAAAGUGGAAUUUGGGACAAGUCUUCAUAGAUUUCUCACUAAACAUUGAAUAUAAGAUAAUCGUUUCAGGAAAGAUUGGAAAUAGCAGAGUGUGGCCGAGCAUUGCUAUUGAUAAAAUAAAAUUUGAAAAUGAACGAUGUGUCUCUUUACCUACUGUGCAUAAUGAAUUCAAUUGUCCUUUUAAAACGGAGAAUUGUGGCUGGUCAAUUCAAGGACCGAAAAGAGUUGUAUUCAACAAAGUUUUGGGACAGUACACAUUGAAAACCUUUGGCAAAAGAGUGACGUAUCUUCGAAGUCCUACAAUAAACCGAAAGAAAGCAUGUUUUACAUUUCAAUAUUACGCUCAUCGUUACAACAUGGGCUUAAUGGUAUUAAUUAAAGACAAAAGAAGCCGUAAACUUCUUCCGUUUUGGAUGACAAAUGGUUACCAUGAUAUAAGAAAGUGGAACAAUGUGAAGAUAUUAUUAAAGUAUAAAAAUGGAUUUGAUCAGGUCGUGAUACGACGUUGGAGGCCCUAUACUGCUGUUUCAUUUGCUAAUUUUGCCCUCAUUAAUGGUGCUGGAAGCUGUAAAACGAGAAACACGAGUCACAUUGGAAAAUGUCAACCUGAUCAGAUUGAAAUCAUGAAUAAGUGUAUGUGGUUUGAAUGUAGUCGCAUAUACUCAUUGAGUAUGAAGGAUUACUGCUCACAAAACUUUGGAGCUCUUGCAUCGUUUAAUGAGAAAAGUUUUGAAAACAUGACCAAAUACUUGCGUGAUAUAGAUGCUGACAGUUCCAGAAAAACUGAUAUAACUAUUGGCUUGUCGAAGAAUAAGAACAAGUGGUUCUGGCAAGAUGGACGAUUGUAUAAUAACGAAAUGGGAUGGGUUAGAAAUAGCAGAUACGGCGAGAGGGGUGCUAUUGUUUGGGAUAGUGCAAAAAAUAAAUGGAGUAUUGGAUCUGGAAGGUCUUGGCUUCAUUUGUGUGAAUCAAAGUCAGGUAAGAUGUUCAUCAAGCAACAAGAACAAAGACUGAACAAACUGAAAGAACUCAUACCAACGACAGUAAGUGACAUUUUACUUUCCACGAUACAAACCAUUGCAGAAAAAAUACUGAGACACAACACCAAAGAAAAAAAACAUCAAAAACUUGAACGUUUAAAACGCACUAAAACACGUACAUAA